UCUGCGAGAGCUCGCGGAUUAAAGCCAUCUCUCUAGACACCCUCUCCUCUCUACCCUCUUAUAUAUCGUUGGCGCGGAAGCUUGCGGCGAGAGUGCUCCAACUCGCUCACGGUAGUCGGUGUGCCGCUGCUGCUGCUGCUGCUGCUGCUGCUGCAUCUUCGAGCUGCAACGCGCGUGCGCGCCUCGACGCUCCAAACAUGUAGCCUAGCGCGAGCCGAACAGCCGAGAGAGUCCCGACGAUAUCAGCGUGCGCAUUAUUAUGGUUUAUGCGUGUGCAUUUGUCAAGAACAAGGCGGGAUAACGCGAGCGAGAUGUUGCUACCGACGCUACCGUGGCCCGGCCGCAGCCUCGUCGACCGACAGCCGUGAAUGUUUCGGGUUGAAAAAAUAAUAAUAAUAUCGUCGUUGUAGUCGUCGCAGUCGUUGCGCCGUUCCUCUUUUUUUUCUGUUGGUGUCCUUAAAAGUGUGCACAAGGCAGCAGCGGUACAGCGAGGCUCCUCAACAGGCAGCUCGCGGGAGGUGGUGGUGGAAGAGGAAGCUAUACAGCGGAAGGGGAAGAAGAUACAGCGGGCAGCGACAACAAUAACACGGAGGAGCCGAGGACGCUGGUGGCAUGGCGCUGCUCGCUAAUCUCUGGCUGGUGCUUGCGCUAAGGCUGACGAGCACCGGCUUCUGCCAAGGAAAACAAGAUCGUGCCUCUACGAUAGGACCACAGCUGGAAUGCACGCUCGAAGGCUUGCAUCCACUGCUCAUCGUCACUUACAAGAACAUUACGAUAUUGGGAGAAAAAGUGACACUGGCACACGGCGAACGACUCGCCAUACGCUGUCGAGAACUCGGCAAGUACAAGCUCGUCGGUGAUUCAGUGCUUUAUUGUCGUAAUGGCUUGUGGAAUGGCCAAUUGCCAAUCUGCGAACCUACAACUGCUUUGUCCAAUUAUACUGAAGACGUGCCACCAACGAUACUCUACGGGCUUCCUGCGGGAUCGGCAACGGUCGAGCCCUCGGGUAAUUUGGCGGUUUUUCCCGGGAGCAUUCUGCAUUUAGAAUGCCUGUUCUCUAGGAAACUCGGCAAUCCCGAAUGGACUUGGACGUCUAAUUUUCGACAAUAUUUGACUGGAUGGGCGAUAGCGGCCUCGGAAAGAGACUGGAAGUAUCGAUUGUCGAUAUACUACGCGAAAGCUCAAGACUCCGGCAUCUACACUUGCACAACACCGAAGGGCCUAACGAACUAUCUUCGAGUGCGCGUAGUAGAUGUGCAUUGUAAAAUGUUAAAAACACCGGAGCCGCCAUUGAUCGCCAAAGUCGUGGGUCCACGCCUCGGCGAAGGAGCCACCUUCGAGUGUCCGCACGGCUACAGGCUCCUAGGCCCCUCGAGCAUUACGUGCCAAUACAAUGGUAAAUGGUCGGGUAGCGUGCCCCGCUGCGAAGCCAUCAUCUGCCCGGAGCUCCAGCCGACGAAUCCGAAUCUUCAGAUGUUGGAGCAGAAUAAUAGCUACGGCGGCAGGGCUAUAUUUACCUGCAUGUGGGGCAGCAAACUCAUCGGCUCCAACAGUCUCAAGUGCAAAGGUGACGGUAUCUGGAGCGGCCCGAUGCCCACAUGUUCCGAGAUUACCUGCCCGCCGCUGCAACCGCCCGAGCACGGUCGUUUUGCGGAGCUACAGCUGCAGCAGUAUCCGGGAUUAUCGUCCCAAGGCGGAGGCGGAGGCGGUAGAAAACGUGAGCGCAUUGUACAUCGAGUCGGCUCGCUGCUGCGCUUCGACUGUCAACCGGGCCAUCAGCUUAUCGGACAGGCUUCGAUUAUAUGCACGGAAAACGGCACUUGGUCGCACCAUCCGCCGAUUUGUGACGUAAGAUGUCCUUAUCCAGGCGACCCGCCUCACGGACUAAUAGCACCAUUGAAAUUCUGGUACAAAUCUGGCGACACUAUUCAAGUGACGUGCUCGCCCGGAUACGUAACGCCACUCGAGCCAGUACGCAAGCCAACCUGUCGUGAAAAUGGCAUUUGGAGUGGGCCGCCGCCACCCUGUCGUUCUUACAGAGAUGUAUGAUAAGUCAACUGUGACACAACAAUAACAACGUAUAUUUGUUUACAUUCAACAUAAAAAAAAAUAAAAAAAAAAAAAACAAAAAAAAACAAGGAAGAGGAGUGCGUGUUUGCAUGUAAAAAAAUUGUGUAACGAGAGGAAAAAAUGUAUGCUCCCAUCCCCCCAUGCGUACAUAGUGUACACGCGUAUGUAGGUGCGACUCAUGCGUGCACAUCAAGCUGGUCACACAAAAACGCAGAAAAGAAAUUAAUUACCGAAAAUGCAGUAGUCCAGACGAGGUAGCGCGUGAAAAACACAAGAGAAAGGAAAUUUCUCCAAACGAGCGAGCUUCAUUCCCUCUCCCACCCCAUGAAACACACAAAGCUUCUCAAAAACUAUACAUUGUACAUAGAGUUCUUUUUGCAGUUGCACACCGUGGCGUGAGAAUUUUUUGACCAUCAACCUCCCUCCGUUAAACCUCUUUGAGAGCUUGCGAGCGCGCACUCGACGCCUGCGAACACGAGUGAAAAAUAUGCCCUUCAUAUCUCUGGCUCGCUUUUCCCGACGAUAAUUAUAUUUUGUUUGUUGCUGCUGCUGCCUCGCGCAACGCACGCACGCACACGCGGCGCGCAAAUAUUUUUGCCUUCGCAAGCUCUGUUGUUAUAUAACAUACGCGCAGCCCAUACAUCUAGCUGCGUGUACGCAGGGGCGAGAGGCUGUAGUAGUGCACAUAAACGAAUAAAACGGCUACGUGCGCGCUCUCAGACACACGCAGACACGCGCGCGUACGCGAGAGCGCAGUGUUUUUGGCAGUUUCAGGUCAACGACACACUCGCAGCGAACGAGAUAUAGAAAAUAGAACGCAACGCGCGCGCGCCUCGCCUCGCCGUGCAGGUUUGUGCUUUUGAAGCGCCGCACCGAUACUCGCGCGCAAAUAAUUUAAAGAAAAGAAAAUAAGUACAAUACACAAUCUCGCAGUGCUCGUGCAUAAAUAAGUGCCAUAAUUCAAAUCGAGGACAACCAACGAUGCCAUUGAUAUUUCACGUGGACGCCGAAAGUGUAUGCAACUAUAUAAGUUGUUUCUACGAUACGAGCGGGAGAAAGUAGGUCUCGUCGCGGCCCCGCCAUGUGCGCAUAUUUAUUUACGCGUUUAUCUCGGCGACGUUUGCAUUACUUGUAAAACUUUUGGUUUUGCACGGCGCUAUCGGUUCCGUGGAUACGGAGAGCUGCUCGUAAUUCACGCGGGCGAAAAAAAUAAUAAAGCACGUGGGCUGCGCGCGGCCCGAGAAUAUCGAUCAAUUUUUAAUUAAAAAAAUCUCUCGCUUCGCACGAAGCUAGGUAGGUAUAGGUGGGCACGCGUUAUGCGAGAGAGUACACAAAGAAUUUUUUUCUCCCGCACCCCCUUCGUACUGCUGCUCCUGAAUCGCGAUAAAGCUUAAAUUGAUUUAUCGUGCUUAACGGCGAAAAAAACAGCGCGCCGCUGCAGCGACAAGGAAGCAUACCAGCGAAAUCGAUGUUGCCCGUGCACAAAACGCAAAUAUCUCUCUGGAUUUCCUGAACUAACUUGUAAUGAAAAAAAAAGAGGGAGAGAGAGAGAGAGAAAGAGAGAGCAAAAGCACAAAUCACUCGAUAAAUACAUGCUAGCACGUAUUUGUAAAGUAUGUUAAGCAUUCGGAAGGGACGCGAGUAAAAACGUACGGAUUGCCGUGUGCCACACGUGCGUAUAUAGUUAUGCUGUCCCCGUCGUGUACUAUACGCUACAGAAAUAGUUUCGCUGCGUCGGCUGAAAAGCUCGUUUCAACGUAUAUACUCUUUUUUCACCAUUGGCUCAUGUCGGUACUCGCUCGCACGCACGCAAGGCAGAGCGCGGCAACACGCUAAUUGUAUUUCAUUAUUCGAGGCCGCGUAAUUAAUUUUAAAAGCUCGUGCAAACUGCAGCCGGGCGUCUGAGAGAGUUGAAUUUCAAAGGGUAAUUAACGAUAGAGUUAAAAACGCAUCGGCGCGAUUCGUCGCGAAAGCAACGAGUUCCACGGGGGAAUGUGCUUAUUUAAGCCUUAUAUAUGUUUGCGACACGCUUCGCUCUCGCGACUUUUUAUGUAUUUAAAAUUUUAGAAUUUGGAACAUAUUUAAUACAAUUAAAUGCGGGAUGUAACAGGGACAUCUUCUGCAAUUAAAAAUGGUUCACAAAGCUUUGUGAAGACCAUGAAGGCUGACGGAAGGUUUUGUUCUUCUACUUACGGGAUUCUUUGCCCGAACGCUUUUUUCUCUCCCUGCCCCUGAAGCGAGUCAAUCUCUCUCUCUCUCUCUCUCACUCAGCACAUGCGGAGAGUUUUAAAACUUGACGACGAAUUGGGUCAAACUUUCCUUUUGAAAUCUUACUCUUUUUCUCUUCUCCGGACUCCGGACUUCAAAGUGCAUUAUGCAUUAUUUUAAUUACUCACUUUAACGGUGCUUUUUUGCGGCUUUUAUCACAAAAGUUUCUACGCAGCAGCCUCCCUGUCUUUCUUCGACCCAAAGCGCAAAGCGAUUCCAAGUUUUGCUUUGGCGUGUACAUAAGCAUUCAUUCACUUUUACUUCAAUUAUAUAUCACACAGCUCUCUACCACUGGCACGCAUCAGAAGCUCUCGCACCUCGCUCGAGUCGCGCGCAGCUGUGAAACGGCUCAGCUGCAGCAGUGGAGGGGAGGGGGAAAAAAUUACUUUCUCGGAAAAGUACGCGUCGAAGCAUGCGACGAGGAAUUUUUUGCUCUACAAACAGACGCUCGCAGACGUAACGUUGCGUAUGCAUGUAAAAUGCGCCCAAUGAAACGCGGCUAUGAACAGCAAGUACUAAUCAAGCUCUUCCUACUUUCAUCUCCCUGGGGCUAUUUUUGCAGUCCGUACGCGUGUAAAUAUUAAUUCCUGGUGCUUGGAUAGUAUGGAGCGCGCAACUGCGUGUACACCUUUAUGCGGUAUAACAACUGGGUGGGUAGAAAUGCAGAAGCUGAGCUAACUCAUUAAGAGUAUUAUCAUUUUAGAGAGCAUAUGUGUGGAUGUAAAUUCGUGCACGCGCCGACAUAUGUAUAACGACGAUGAACCAUAUUAAUGUUCACCUCCUCCUUCUCCUCAUUUCCUCUCUCUCUCCCACCCCUACUCUUCAUUUUGCGUUUGUGUGAAACUAAUGAGUCUGCACACUACAGAGGUGUGUAUACGUGUAUUUGUAUAAAUAUCAUAUUAUAAUAAAUGUAUAUCUUGAGAAUUACGAUCCCCCGAGCGUGCAUGCGUGUGCGCGCGUUUGAAUGAAAUUAUGUAACAGAGAUAUUGAUUAAUAAUGUGAACCGUCGAUUUUAAUAUGGAGAGCUAGAAAUCGUCGGUUAAUUAAGAAGAGCUAAUUAAAUAUGUUAUUGGGAAUGGAGAAUCAAAAGACGUCAAAUUCAGUACAUAAAUGUGAAAAAUGCCUAUGAUAUAGAAUAUAGUGAUCAAGAAGUGAUUUACUUAUAGUAAUUUUAAAUUAAAAAGAAAUGCCGAUGAUUACCGUAUAGAAGCUAGAUUAUAGAAUAGUACUGAUUUUCUAAAUCUUCAAGUAUUAUUUGUGUAUAUUAUAACUGUAUAAAAUGAUCUUACGCCAAUUAAUAUUUGAAAACUUCGAAUGUCGAAAGUAUUUUAAAAAUUCAUUUCUUUCAUAUUGAUUCACAAUAAAGUAUCGUUUAUU
Messenger RNA from Trichogramma pretiosum, 5715 nucleotides. RefSeq names its product locomotion-related protein Hikaru genki (gene hig). The transcript is spliced from 9 exons. Lineage: Eukaryota; Metazoa; Arthropoda; Insecta; Hymenoptera; Trichogrammatidae. Bases 613 to 2049 code for a protein of 478 amino acids. The record is from RefSeq and is a predicted model, not a curated record.